This is a messenger RNA of Phoenix dactylifera (date palm), 2312 nucleotides long. RefSeq names its product calmodulin-binding receptor-like cytoplasmic kinase 3. Lineage: Eukaryota; Viridiplantae; Streptophyta; Magnoliopsida; Arecales; Arecaceae. Gene Ontology annotation, molecular function: ATP binding; protein kinase activity. The record is from RefSeq and is a predicted model, not a curated record. Gene Ontology annotation, biological process: protein phosphorylation.
ACUCCUCGCUUGUCCGUACCGGCCAGCCGCCGCUAUCCAGGGUCAGGCAUAAGAAGCGCCCUCGCUGUCCUGUUUGUCCUUCCACGAGCAGCCCUGAAAGCGUGUUGCCUACCAAUCUUUCGAUUUUUUCUGAUUUUUUUUUCGAUAUUUGUGUAUGGAUUUUAUCCAUCCUGCCAAUUUUUGGAUGGGGCGAGUUUAAUUCGGCCUUAGAUUUAGAUUUUUGGGAGGUUUCUAUGCUGAAAUUUGUCAAAAAAGGGGUGGAAAGAGGGGCUUUUUAUUGUAAGUAGUUUGAUCCUGGCACUAUCGCCCUAGGGCGUUGGUUUUGUAGGAAUUGCAGAAAGAUCUCGAGAGCAAAUUGUUCAUUUUUACGUUUGAGUCAUUUUUUGGUUCUCGGUGAAGUGGGAUUCUUCCGAUGUUCUCAUUCCUGGCUAAAAAAUGAGAGCUUUUGGAGGUGUCUGCGCUCGAAUUUCUGAAUAGAUGGCUCGUUUUGUUCUGCCUCUGUUGAUCCUGGUGCAAUUGUCUUGGUCUUCGCUUUGUGGAUCGGCGCCGACCCUCUCGACGGUUUGUGGAUUUGAUCAUGUUGCCUACUCGAAGUCAUCGGAUGGUUAUUACCUUUCAAUUAAUGGGCAGAGGAUGGAGGACCCUGUUUUCAUAUGUGAAGUACUGGAAUCCUACUUCAAGAGUGGGUGUUUGUUGUGUGACUCCCAGGUGGAAUCAUGGAGAAGAAUUGGUGAGGAGUACUGUAAUCAGGACUUCACUGUACCGGUCGGUGUGAAGUGCAAUCCUAAUUCUGUGGAUUUACUUCGAAAGGCAGGGAGAAAAAUUUUGCUGCAGUCAUCAGCAAAUGCUUCCAAGCUUGAUCAGUUGACCAGCAAGAGUCAGUCACUGAAAGAGGAGCUAGAUAUUAAGUAUUCUUCAGCAUCGGACAGUUUUUCUCUGGCUGUACCAGGAAUGUUCCUUCUUUGUUGUGCUUUUAUGUGCCCUUGCUUUCGUGCAAAGAGGAGAGAAGCAAUAGAACAUAAUGUUCUAGACAGACAUCUGAAUUCAAAUUCAACUUCAUCCGUAGAAGUAAGCUCAGCCUCUGAAAGGAUCCCUGCAACUCCACUCAGAAUACCUCCUAGCCCAUCUCGAUUCUCAUUGUCUCCGCAAUUGACUAGAAUUGGUUCAGUACAUCUCGGUAUCAAUCAGAUUAUCAAAGCUACUCGGAACUUCUCUCCUUCAUUAAAGUUGGGCGAAGGAGGAUUUGGAGCUGUGUACAGGGCUGUGCUGCCAGAUGGUCAGGUUGUUGCUAUUAAGCGAGCAAAGCAGGAACAAAUCCCAGCACUACGAGAUGAAUUUAGUAAUGAAGUUGAACUGCUUGCGAAAGUCGAGCAUAGAAACUUAGUCAGGUUACUUGGUUACACUGACAAAGGAAAUGAACGCAUUAUCAUUACGGAAUAUGUUCCAAAUGGUACUCUCAGGGAGCAUCUGGAUGGUCAUCAUGGAAAGAUUCUGGACUUCAACCAACGAUUAGAAAUAGCUAUUGAUGUUGCUCAUGCCUUGACUUAUCUCCAUCUAUAUGCGGAAAAGACGAUAAUUCACCGAGAUGUGAAGUCAUCUAACAUUCUGCUGACAGAAAGCUAUAGAGCCAAGGUGUCUGACUUUGGGUUUGCAAGAACUGGCCCAACGGACACAGAGCAGACUCACAUAUCGACCAAAGUGAAAGGAACAGCUGGGUACCUUGACCCGGAGUACCUGAGGACCUAUCAACUCACACCCAAGAGCGAUGUCUUUUCCUUUGGAAUAUUGCUCAUAGAAAUUUUCUCCGGAAGGCGUCCAGUAGAACUCAGGAGAGAAAAAGAUGAAAGAAUUACUGUCAGAUGGGCUUUUAAGAAAUAUAAUGAGGGCAACUUGAGAGACAUUUUGGAUCCUUUGAUGGAGGAAGUGAUAGAUGAGCAGGUGCUUGGGAAUAUUCUCAGUUUGGCAUUCGAGUGCGUUGCUCCUACGCGUGCUGAUCGACCGGACAUGAAAGAAGUUGGAGAACAGCUGUGGGAGAUAAGAAAAGAAAUUGGGAAGAGCCUCAGGAGAGCGUAAAGUAGGCGACCAUCCCACCUCCGUUCUGCGGAGCAUUGCAGAGGAAAUCAGCUGUUUAUAUCUGUAUUCCAGAGUAGGAUGUCAUUUUAAGAACUAUUCAGCAUUUAGUUUUCCAUGUUCCCACAAUCCUGGUAUCGUUCACAUUUUUUUUUGUUUGUUAAAUUUUGUGCUUGACAGUGAGACACCAGAAAAUAAUACACUCAUGGUAUAUUUCAGCAGUCGAAAUCUUUGUUUUAUGA